GAUGAGUACAGGAUUGGCAAAACCAAAGAAGUUGAAAUUGACAGAUUAUGAAGUGUUUCAAACACUAGGAACAGGUAAUUGAAUUGAAAUUCAAAAUUUUAGGAUCAUUUGGACGAGUUAAAUUGGCUAGAAACAAAUAAACAAAUAAAUAUGUUGCUUUGAAAAGUUUAAAGAAAGCUGAAAUCAUUAGAUUAAAAUAAGUUGAUCAUGUUAUUAAUGAAAAUACUAUAUUGGGUAACUUAUCCCAUCCUUUUAUUGUAAAUUGACUUAAUUACUUUAUAAUAGGUCAAUUUUGAGGGAUUUUGUCAAGAUCCAAGAUACUUAUAUUUAGUAUUAGAGUUUGUAUCAGGAGGUGAAUUAUUUACUUAUUUGAGAAGCAUUGGAAGACUUGAUACUUAACAUGCUGCGUAAAAAUAUAUUAUAUUAUCUCUAUUAUAGAUUUUAUGCUUCAUAAGUUGCUUCAAUUUUUGAAUAUCUUCAUUCCAAAAAUAUUGUCUAUAGAGAUUUAAAACCAGAAAAUUUGUUGAUUGCAGAUGAUGGAUACCUAAAGUUAACAGAUUUUGGAUUUGCUAAAGUUGUUGAAGGAAGAACUUAUACUUUAUGUGGUACUCCUGAAUAUUUGGCCCCAGAAAUUUUAUUAAAUAAAGGACAUGGUAAAGCUGUUGAUUGGUGGACUUUGGGAAUAUUAAUCUAUGAAAUGAAUGCAGGAAUUGAUCCUUUUUCUGAUGAAGAUCCUAUGGCUAUUUAUUAAAAGAUUCUUAAGGGCAAAGUUAAAUUUCCUAAGUCUUUUGAUAAGUACACUUCUAUAUUCCUAUUUUAGAAAUGCAAAAUCCUUAGUCAAACAUUUAUUAGUUGCAGAUUUAUCAAAAAGAUAUGGAAACUUAAAAAAUGGUAAUCCUCUUCGAUAUAUAUAUUUAUAGGAGCUGCUGAUAUCAAGAAUCAUAGAUGGUUUGGUAAUCUAGAUUGGAACUUGUUAACCUAAAAGAAAUUACCAGUCCCAUAUAAACCUGUUGUUAAGUAAAAUUUUUAAUAUUUAUUAAUUAGAGCUGCAAAUGAUACAUCAAAUUUCUCAUCCUAUCCAGAAUCUGAUACCUAGAGUCCUGCACUUAAGCCAGCUGAUGAUCCCUUCCUUGAAUGGUGAA
Molecule: messenger RNA, 1142 nt
Organism: Paramecium pentaurelia
Lineage: Eukaryota; Ciliophora; Oligohymenophorea; Peniculida; Parameciidae
Source: the annotation of a GenBank genome assembly